AACAGGGUCUAUUACCAGGACCACCACAUUCAGUGAUGUUUAAAGGUCGAGAGCCUAAGUGAUACGCAGACGGCAUGCGCGUCCCAUCCUUCUCGCGAAGGGAGCGUGCUCUGGUGCGACAACGCGACCGACAAUUGAGACUCGAGAUCUUGGAGAUCAGCCGCAAUGAAUACUUGAUAAAACUCGCGUCUGAAUUUGGGAAGUCUGCGCCAGUCAUUGAUAGAUAUAUUCACAAUACCACCAAGGACAACUUGGCAUGGGACGAGGAGUAUAUCGACGGACGGCGUAAGGAUUUCUUUGGGUAUGAUUUAGGUGUUAAAGAUUAUUGUUUAACCCAAUCUGCUAGUAAGCAGACUGCAUCGACGUCUCGACGUGAGCUAACACAAGCGACACUAGUCGAUGGCCAUAGCAAUGCUCGUCUCGGUGAUGCUACUGCUGCAACUGGAUUCGACUCUUCCGCUACCCCCGGCCAAAAACGAAAAAGGACAACUGAGCUCACUGACUCUGCCUCUGUCCUCCGCUCUUCCGAUGUUUCUAACACUCUCCCAAGGGCCGUCGACAAUACCACCUCCACAACCACGAACUCAUCAUUCUCGAGACUAUCCUCUCAGCUGGCGGUCCUGCCGUUCUUUAAGCGAAAGCACUUCAUUGAGGAGCCUAAUAUACCGGGUCACAAUGCUAACUUUUUGUAUCGACUUUCUCAGCCAAUGGCCCAAGAACCUAGUUCACGGGGCAAUCCUGAUUCCCUAGGUCCAAAUCCUGAAACUCCAGUGACUGAAAACUCAAAGUCUCACCUCACCUGCAUGUCUGCCUCUCCUCGGCCUGGGCCUGUCAUUAUCUCUGCUCCUAACCUGAGACUACGCCCAGCGAAGCCUGUGACACAGAUGGGUGCCCCUACUCUUAAACCCAGGUUGAUACGGCAUAUACAAGCAAGUGAUGAUACUCCAGGUGAGUGUAUUCUUUGAUAAUCCAAGGAUUAUACUGACGGCGCUAUCUCCAGAAGACCAGACACCCAAUC
This is a messenger RNA of Guyanagaster necrorhizus, 1018 nucleotides long. RefSeq lists its product as uncharacterized. Lineage: Eukaryota; Fungi; Basidiomycota; Agaricomycetes; Agaricales; Physalacriaceae. The coding region runs from base 75 to 965 and encodes 296 amino acids. The transcript has 4 exons. The record is from RefSeq and is a predicted model, not a curated record.